This is a messenger RNA of Perkinsus marinus ATCC 50983, 705 nucleotides long. RefSeq lists its product as hypothetical. Gene Ontology annotation, molecular function: phosphatase activity. NCBI's taxonomy places the organism in Eukaryota, Perkinsozoa, Perkinsida, Perkinsidae. The record is from RefSeq and is a predicted model, not a curated record. The transcript has 4 exons. The coding region runs from base 1 to 705 and encodes 234 amino acids. Gene Ontology annotation, biological process: phosphatidylinositol dephosphorylation.
AUGUCGCUCGAGAAGACCCUCAUCAACACCAAGAGCCUUCGAGUUCUCAGCCAGAACUGGAUCGCUGACGUCCACCAGCGACUUGGUGCCGACCAGUUCACUGUGGCAGCGUAUCGCCAACUACAAGGCAUUCUAUUGGUGGUCUUUACUCGUAUAGAUAUGCCCUAUCAUCUGAUCGCGGUUAAGACUGAUACCGUGCCGACCGGUGCCGGCAACGUCGUCGGUAACAAAGGUGGCGUAGUUGUCAAACUCAUCUUCACCGCUCGAGCACAGGACCACCACGAUUCGAAAAGACUCACUAAGCGAAGACACCACGUUGGGGUGUUGCGACGGUUCAAGAGGCUCUACCGUAGGCGAGACAAAGGCAAGCACCACGACCUACGGGGGCCGACCUUCCUUUUCGGUGACCUCAACUUUAGAGUUAAAAGUAGCAAUCGGGCAUACUGCGAUCGAUUGCUCGCUAUGGGACGCUUUGAUGAGCUACUACACAAGCGAUGCCAAUUGACCAGGCAACUACUGCGGUCCGAUGACGAGUCGCAAGCAUCAGAAGAUUCUUUGGUGGAGACACACCACCGAUGGAACAGAGCGCCACCGUGGAGUGAAUGGGAUGAAGCGCCGAUAUUAUUCCCGCCAACGUACAAAUUCGAUCUGGGAUCAAAUGACUACUUAUCCGCUGAGGCUCAAGUGAAAAGAUUGCAAGAUUGA